GGCUGCUCCGCCCCGCGCGCUCAGUGCGAGCCCUGGCGGCGGCGGCUCCGGUCCGGCUCGCGGAGCAGGCGGCCCCGCCCCCAGCCAUGGCGCUGCUGCUGGAGCACGAGUUCCGGGUGCUGCCGGCGGACCGGGAGAUCGAGACCGGCCCCUUCCUGGACGCCGUGGCGCAUCUGCCGCCCUUCUUCGAUUGCCUUGGGACACCAAUAGUGUAUUCGCCAGUCAAAGCAGAUCUAGCUGGAAAUAUCAAGAAAAUCCGAGCAGUUUAUGAAUCAAAUCCCACCAAGUUCAAAACGCUAAAGAACAUUUUGGAAGUGGAGAAGGAAAUGUAUGGACCAGCGUGGCCGAAAACUGGUGCAACGCUGGCACUAAUGUGGCUAAAAAGGGGCCUGAAGUUCAUUCAAGUUCUCCUGCAGAGCCUUUCGGAUGGCGAGAGGGAUGAGGAAAACCCGAACCUCAUCAGAGUCAAUGCACUGAAAGCCUAUGAAAUAGCUCUGAAGAAAUAUCAUGGCUGGAUGCUGCAGAAGCUCUUUUCAGGAUCCAUCUAUGCUCUUCCCUACAAGUCGGAUUUACUGAAGGCUCUCGAGAAAGGAAAAGACGUGAAUGAGGAGGAGACUAUAGAGAAGAUCCAUCAGUUCCUAGCAAAAGCCACUCCUGUGCUGGAUGCGAUUUAUGAUAUGUACACAAAAAUGAAUGCAGAACUGAACUACAAAGCUUAACAUUUGCACAGGACUCCUACCAAGUAUAAAAUACACACUACCUUCACGCUGAAGUGGGAACCCUAAAUCACUGAGCACUGGGGCUGCUCCUGUUCAUCAAGUGACUGAGAUUCCUGGCCUGGAUAUGCAGGGAAUAGCCUGGUUUUUAAAUAGUCUUUUCUAUAGAAACAGAGCACUAAAAUAAUGAUUGUAUCUCAAAUCUUCAUGGAACUUCAAACAGGUGUUUACCAACUGGGGAGCAAUGAAACUUUCUACUCUUUGCUUAACAGAUUUCUUGAAAGCCUAUCUGGGGGAAUGAGGUGUAACUGACAACAAUGCUAAGAUGCUAUUUUCUGGCUUUACCUCACUUUUAGAUAAGUGUGUAUCUUGUGAAGAUAUUGGUAUAUAAUUUGGAUUGCCUGUAUAUUUAGAUAUGAUGAGUUUGUACUCCCAUUGCAGCAGUUACCUAUGAUGGCCUGUGUGCAGGGUGAAUGUGGUUAAACAGCUUGAUUACACUGUGACUGAGAAGCUUCCAGAAUAAUGCCAGAAAUUUGCAAGAAAAUAAGCCUUCAGUGAUUUCUCUUCUCCGCUCCCCCGGUCACAUUGAUAUCUUGUAGGAUUCUGCGUUUCCUCCAGUGUGGGAAUGGUUUCUUCUGCCUACCUAUUUCUUCAGGGACAGUUACUCCAAGUUAAACCACUUGUAACGUCUAUGUGUAUCUUUCUAAAAAUUUCUCUCCAGAGACACAAGGUGCCUUAAUAGUGGUUUGUGACACAACUGAGCCUUACCUUAGCACAAUGCGGGAGGGAGGGGAGAGAACUUCAAAUAAAUGCUAAAAAUGAAA
Messenger RNA from Mauremys reevesii (Reeves's turtle), 1540 nucleotides. RefSeq names its product glycolipid transfer protein (gene GLTP). Gene Ontology annotation, biological process: intermembrane lipid transfer; ceramide transport. The transcript is spliced from 5 exons. NCBI's taxonomy places the organism in Eukaryota, Metazoa, Chordata, Testudines, Geoemydidae. Gene Ontology annotation, cellular component: cytosol; cytoplasm; membrane. Gene Ontology annotation, molecular function: ceramide 1-phosphate binding; ceramide 1-phosphate transfer activity. The record is from RefSeq and is a predicted model, not a curated record. The coding region runs from base 87 to 719 and encodes 210 amino acids.